GGAGUGGAGGCGUUGGUGCUGCCACGUCUGGGCCCCGGUUCCUGACUGUGGCGCGGGAGGUGGAGGAGGAGGUGGGGCUGGAGCUGAAGCCGGAUCCGAAUCCGGUUCCGGUGCUGUUUCCUCCGGCAGCGGAGAGUCCAACGCGCCUCACGAGGAGCGCAGACGGCGUGGCCUCCACCGAACUUACUGGAAAGAUGAAACCUGAUGAAACUCCUAUGUUUGACCCAAGUCUACUCAAAGAAGUGGACUGGAGUCAGAAUACAGCUACAUUUUCUCCAGCCAUUUCCCCAACACAUCCUGGAGAAGGCCUGGUUUUGAGGCCUCUUUGUACUGCUGACUUAAAUAGAGGUUUUUUUAAAGUCCUGGGUCAGCUGACCGAGACUGGAGUUGUCAACCCUGAACAAUUUAUGAAAUCUUUUGAGCAUAUGAAGAAAUCUGGGGAUUAUUAUGUUACAGUUGUAGAAGAUGUGACUGUAGGACAGAUUGUUGCUACAGCAACUCUGAUUGUAGAACAUAAAUUCAUCCAUUCCUGUGCUAAGAGAGCAAGAGUAGAAGAUGUUGUUGUUAGUGAUGAAUGCAGAGGAAAGCAGCUUGGCAAAUUGUUAUUAUCAACCCUUACUUUGCUAAGCAAGAAACUGAACUGUUAUAAGAUUACCCUUGAAUGUCUACCACAAAAUGUUGGUUUCUAUAAAAAGUUUGGAUAUACGGUAUCUGAAGAAAAUUACAUGUGUCGGAGGUUUCUAAAGUAAAAAUAUUUUAAGAAAGACAGUUGUCAAAGGAGAUAAUCCUACAUAUUCUUUCUAGAGUUAAAAUAUUUUGUUGCUGCAACCCAGAGACCUCCAUAAAUGACUGAAAGAAAACACUGUAAUACUACAAGUAUGACAUUUAGAAGAUUACUUUGGGGUGGUGGGAUAUGCUGUGAAUUUAGAUUACAAAUGAAUAUUAUAAAGGGGAUGAUUUUUAACCAAAGGAAUAUAUUUUUAACUUGAAUCUUCUUGCAUUGUAUUUUUGUAACGUUUGGCUUCAUUUCCUGGUGUCAAGAGUAUGGGUAGUAAGGAGUUAUAUGUCUGCUAUCUGUUCUGCUCAUUUAAAAAAAAAGUAUACAUUGAAUAAGGCUGUUUCUUAUCACAUUUAUAAAAUUAAAUAUUUUUGUUUCAAAGAAACAGCUAAAUACACUUAAAGGUGUAUCAUUUCCCACAUAUUAAUUAUGUAAAGUUGGAUACAUUAGUUAUAAAUUAUAACUAAAUAUAGUGCAGUCUAACAUAUCCUGUUCCUAAUACUGGCAAACAACCUGACGGCCUUUUAAAGAAGUGGAGGAAAUGAAAAUUAACUUAUAAAAUGUGACAGGAUUCAAAGUAAAACAAUUUAGAGGUUUUAGUUCUGUGUAUACGAAAUCACCUGUCUUAUCUUUAAAAUAUAAUCACUCAUUUGUUAGAAACACCUAAGAGCAAGUAAGAUGGGACAUCUAAAGUACUACUUAACAGUGAAUUAGAAAAUCUUGGCAUAUUUUUUACCCCAGUUUCUCUUUUCAUGGGUAUCUGAAGGCUCUCUUGUAAUAUUUUUAUUUUUAAAAAAUGGAAUAUUACAAAAUUGAGGACUAUUUGAAAAUGUAUCUUACUGCAUUUGUCACAUUCUUACUAUGUUAAUAGAAGCUUUUCUACUCAAUGUGAUUGUAAUGGUACUAUUAUUCUAGUCACUGU
Cynocephalus volans (Philippine flying lemur) is the source of this 1700-nucleotide messenger RNA. It is a transcript of the gene GNPNAT1, whose product is annotated as glucosamine-phosphate N-acetyltransferase 1. The record is from RefSeq and is a predicted model, not a curated record. Lineage: Eukaryota; Metazoa; Chordata; Mammalia; Dermoptera; Cynocephalidae. Gene Ontology annotation, biological process: UDP-N-acetylglucosamine biosynthetic process. Gene Ontology annotation, cellular component: endoplasmic reticulum-Golgi intermediate compartment; endoplasmic reticulum; Golgi apparatus. Gene Ontology annotation, molecular function: glucosamine 6-phosphate N-acetyltransferase activity; monosaccharide binding. Bases 195 to 749 code for a protein of 184 amino acids. The transcript has 6 exons.